GUGGAGAGGGCGCGGCGGGCGGCGGGAACCAUGACAGAAGAUGACCGAGGCAGCGCUGGUGGAGGGCCAGGUCAAGCUGCGGGACGGCAAGAAGUGGAAGAGUAGGUGGCUGGUGCUGCGCAAGCCAUCGCCGGUGGCAGACUGUCUGCUGAUGCUGGUCUACAAGGACAGGUGUGAGCGCACCAAGGGCCUGCGGGAGCGCAGCAGUCUCACCCUGGAGGAUAUCUGUGGGCUGGAACCUGCCCUGCCCUAUGAGGGCCUGGCCCACACUCUGGCCAUCAUCUGCCUGUCGCAGGCCGUCAUGCUGGGCUUCGAUAGCCACGAGGCCAUGUGUGCCUGGGACACCCGUAUCCGCUACGCACUGGGCGAGGUGCAUAGGUUCCAUGUGACGGUAGCUCCUGGCACCAAGCUGGAGAGUGGUCCAGCCACUCUCCACCUCUGCAAUGAUAUCCUCGUCCUGGCCAGAGACAUCCCUCCAGCCGUCAUGGGGCAGUGGAAACUGUCUGAUCUCCGUCGCUAUGGGGCUGUGCCAAAUGGAUUCAUCUUCGAAGGCGGGACCAGGUGUGGGUACUGGGCUGGAGUCUUCUUCUUGUCCUCAGCUGAGGGAGAGCAGAUCAGCUUUCUGUUUGACUGCAUUGUCCGAGGCAUCUCCCCGACCAAAGGCCCGUUUGGGCUUCGGCCAGUUCUCCCAGACCCGAGCCCUGGGGGGCCCUCAGCCUCAGAGGAGCGUGUUGCCCAGGAAGCGCUGGAAGCCCUGCAGCUGGAGAAGCGACUUAGCCUGCUUUCACACUCUGGCCAGCCAGGCAGUGGAGGGGAUGAUCGAAGCCUAUCCAGUUCCUCCUCCGAGGCCAGCCACUCAGACGUCAGUGCCAGCAGCCGGCUCACUGCAUGGCCGGAACAAUCCUCGUCCUCAGCCAGCACAUCACAGGAAGGGCCAGGGCUGGUGGCUGCCCAGGGUCCAGGAGAAGCCAUGUUGGGCGCUUCAAGGCCACCCCUCAAGCCACUACGGCCUCGACAGUUACAGGAGGUUGGCCGCCAGAGUUCCUCUGACAGUGGCAUCGCCACAGGAAGCCACUCCUCCUACUCUGGCAGCUUCUCAUCCUAUGCUGGCAGCAGCCUGGACGUGUGGCGGGCUGGAGAGGAGUUUGGUUCUCUACUUAGCCUGCCUUCUGGAGCCGGUGCACCUGAGCCCAAACUGUGUGCCUGCCCACCUGGGGUGGCCGAAUACCAGGUGCCCACCUCGUUACGACACCACUAUGACACGCCUCGAAGCCUGCGCCAGGCCCCCAGAGACCCAAGCCCAGCCUCUCAAGGCAGCUCUGACCACAGUUCGGCCACGGACUUGGGUGGUCAGCCACCCAUGGGGUGUCCCUCCAGUUGCCUGGGAGCUCGACGACGGGGACAGGCAACAGAAGGCCCAGGCAGUGAAGCCACGCUGCCCAGUCCAUCCCCUGGCGAGCCCUGGGAAGCAGGCAGCCCCCAUGCAGGGCCGCCUCCGGCUUUCCUUUUGUCAUGUUCAGUCUGUGGCGGACUCAAGGUCACGGCUUCGUCACCCACUGGACUCACUGUGGCAUAUCCAGGAUCUCCAGGGCCCACGGCUGCUGACAGCCCAAGGCUGGAACGACCACGCGGUGAGAUGCCCACGUAUGUGAACAUCCCCGUCAGCCCCACCUCCCGACUGCAGCUGCACUACUUGGGCCUGGAGUUCCCAGGGGCCAGUGGGAGUGUGCGAGGGGCCAGCUCCUCCCGCUAUGCCCAGAUUGACAUCACCGCUACAGAGACAGCACAUCGUGUGGGGGUCCGGCAUGCGCAGACUCGGGAGGAACGAUUGCCAGAGUUGGAGCAGCGGAAGAAAGGGCCCUGA
Arvicola amphibius (Eurasian water vole) is the source of this 1864-nucleotide messenger RNA. RefSeq names its product docking protein 7 (gene Dok7). NCBI's taxonomy places the organism in Eukaryota, Metazoa, Chordata, Mammalia, Rodentia, Cricetidae. Gene Ontology annotation, molecular function: protein kinase binding. The record is from RefSeq and is a predicted model, not a curated record. Bases 41 to 1864 code for a protein of 607 amino acids. The transcript is spliced from 10 exons. Gene Ontology annotation, biological process: positive regulation of protein tyrosine kinase activity; neuromuscular junction development.